This is a messenger RNA of Amoebophrya sp. A120, 3813 nucleotides long. The record is from the annotation of a GenBank genome assembly. NCBI's taxonomy places the organism in Eukaryota, Dinophyceae, Syndiniales, Amoebophryaceae.
AUCGGAUACCAUCGAAACGACUACCACAGAGACAGACCGAUCUAGACAUUGAAGAGCUUUUACUACGUAGUUGUACUUGCACAAAUAAACGACCAAUCACUUUUACUAUCUCUUUCUUCGACUGCCGAUUGAAGUUUGAGUUACAACAUAUCACGUCUGCUCGAGAUUGAAACAACUGUUGCAAAAAAUCGAAAAUGGUUGUCGCUAUGAAAAAGAAGAAGUUGAAGCGAAAGGCGGCCAGCGGUGUGGAGGAAACAGCAGCGGCCGCCAGCGCACCUGCAACUUCUACCGCUUCUGUCGUCGAGGACAAUAGAGCAGCGAAAAAGGCUAAGGUGGAUACUACUACAGAAGUAGAAGAUGCAGCAUCGGCUACAGCAGCGCCAUCUUCCCUUUCUAUGAAGAAAUUGAAGAAAAAGGUGAUGAAAAAGGUUGUGCAAACGCGCAACGUGGUCGUGGUCUCUCCAACAAAAAGCGACGCUACAAAUUCGAAUUCCUCCGAGGAAAUAAAUGCAACCUCCCAGCCGGUAGAAGAAGCUGCGGAGGAAGAGGAAGACGAUGACGAGGCAGAAAUCAACUAUCAAAAGGAAAAAUCCCUCCUCCCCAUAUCAAAACGAAGUUUCUGAUGCUGGAUUUGCGUACUCAAAUCAGAUCUGUCUUGCUGGCGAGGACUGCAGGCUCCUGCCCAGCCUGAGUAGAGAGCUUUUGGCCUAGGUGCUUAGCAUGAGAAACAUCUAUGCUGUAGGCCCAACAGCAUGACAAACCGCCUGCAUAGUGCGGCAGAGCCUGCGGAGUUGUCUUCUUGCAAGACAGACUUGAUUUGGGGUCUCAAAUCAGCAAGACAAAUUUUCGGAAACAUACCUUUUCGAUAUGGGGAGGGGGGAUUUUUCCAUUCGAUAUCAACAACGCAGAGACAACUACGACAGCAUCAAUAUGGAUUGCAAAAAUGUCUGGGUCUGGAAGAAUGCAACUUGUGAUGCGCAUUUCAGAACACAGAAAAAUCUCUCAUGCAUAGGUAGCAAAAGCUGCCCGCUUUCUGUCACCAAAAUGGGGGACUUGUCAUGCGGAUUCGGCAUUGCGGAAGCUUCUCGAAACCUGUGAUGCUAGAGCUUCCAUGCCAGACCUUCUGUGUCAUGCAAAAACAGCAUGACUCUUCCAGACCCAGACAUUUUUACAUUUGAUAAUCAAAACCGCAAGACGAUCUGCAGGUUGCUCAGAAGGAAAAAACGAUUUCUUCUAGCAGCUCCUCGUCCUCUGCCGCAGUUGCUAGUAAUAUUUCCACCACGGAACAACAACCAGCCGCGAGUUCGAAACCUACAACAACUGCAUCGAAAAUUGAGCAGACGAAGGCGGAGGUUACGACCGACUUGACCUUCGCCAGCCUCGGGUUGCACGAAAAUUUGGUAAAGGGGUUGGAUGAGGCAGGGUUUACGAAGAUGUUCGAAAUCCAACGCCGGUCGAUUCCGCCACUGCUUCGGGGGGAGGACGUCCUGGGGGCGGCGAAAACGGGAAGUGGAAAAACGCUCGCGUUCCUCGUGCCCAUGAUCGACAACUUGGUGCAAAUCAAGUUCUUGCAGGUAUGAAAUCUGUUCUGUUCAUCUUCCAUGAUGUGUAUCGUCCAUACGAAUAUUUUUGUUCUUUUCAAAAUUCUUCUUUUCCUGCCGUGCAAAAACUACAGCAUGGAAGAAAAGCAGCACCACGGCCACCAAUCCAAAGUUGAUUUCUUGAAAAAAAAUUAUCAGCGCAACGGCACCGGCGUGCUCGUAAUCGCCCCGACGCGCGAGCUCGCGGACCAGAUCUACGGGGUGUGCCGGGAAAUCUGCAAGCACAUUUCGCAAACGCACGGGGUCGUCCUGGGGGGCAUGAACCGGCGGGAGGAGGCGAAGCGCCUGGAAAAGGGGGUCUCCGUGCUGGUCGCGACGCCCGGGCGGCUGUUGGACCACAUGCAGAACACGAAGGGGUUUGUCUACCACAAUUUGUGCUCGUUGGUGUUGGACGAAGCCGACCGAAUCCUGGAGAUCGGGUUCGAAGAGGAACUGAAGGCGAUCUGCAGACUCUUGCCGCAGAAGAGGCAAACCGCACUUUUCUCCGCAACGCAAACGAAAAAGGUACAAGUUUUACAACCUACGUCAUAAAUUUUUUAUCCCUGGGUGUUGCUUGCAGGUGCCUAGAAUAAACGACUGUACUAUUGCUUGCGGCCUAAAAAGAUAUAUCAAGACUCUCCCAACUACAGGUCGCCGACCUGGUUCGCCUGUCGAUGAAGCGACCGGUAUUCGUGGAAGUGAAGGGCGAGUCGGACGUCGCCACGCGUGCGGGCCUGGAGCAGGGCUACGUCCUCUGCCCGGCGGACCGCCGGUUUCUGUUGCUGUUCACCUUUUUGAAGAAGGAAAAGAAGAAGAAAAUCAUGGUUUUCAUGUCCAGUAAGCACGCCGUGAAGUUCUACCACGACCUGCUAAACUACAUUGACUAUGAACUGCAAAAGCAUCGUACUAGUAUAAAUUGCAAUACAAAUUAGCUCAGCAUUUUACAAAUUAAAUUUGUGAUGCGGAUUUGCCUUAACAAAAAGAUUUGUAAUGGAUAAAAGCAAUUAGUACGAGUACGAUACUUUUGCACAGGAUAUUGAUCUCCCCGUGGACUGCAUCCACGGCGACAAGAAGCAGUCCGCGCGACAGUUAUGCAGUGCAACUAUGUCUGGGUCUGGAAGGAUGUAAGGUCUGUCAUGCUUGUCUGGCACGACUGAAAAGUCUGUGAUGCGUGUCCAAGAAGAUACCCUUUCGCUUGUCAUGCAAAAACACAGUUUGUCAUGCGGAAAACGCAACUACACUAAGCCCCGCAAAUAGUUCUCAUGCUUCGCUGUGCAUUUUACAGAGCAUUCAAUAAUUCACACCUCAGCAUUCUUACAAGUUUCCAGACCAAGACAUAUUUGCAAUGCAUAACAGUCGGUGUUCCACCAAUUCUCCACUGCUGAAACGGGGGUGCUGAUCUGUACCGACGUGGCGGCGCGUGGGUUAGACAUCCCGAAAGUCGAUUGGAUCGUGCAGUAUUGGAAGACUUGUUUUUUAUUUUUUUGCGACAUAGAUUUGUAAUUUGCGUCUCUUGUGCAUGGUACGAAGGCUUUGACCGCACAACAAGAACAAGCAAAGUGUUAGUACUCAGCAUGACAAACACCUUAUAAUUUCACCUCUUCCCAGGUACGACCCGCCAGAUGACCCUCGGGAGUACAUUCACCGGGUCGGACGAACCGCCCGCGGCGCCACCGGCACCGGAAAAGCGCUUUUGUUUCUUCUCCCAGAGGAGCUGGGGUUCCUCCGGUAUUUGAAGAAGUCAAACGUGACACCGAACGAGUACACGUUUCCGGAGAACAAGGUGGCCAACAUCCAGACCCAACUGGAGCGGUUGAUUGAAAAGAACUACCACCUGCACCGGGGCAGCCGGGACGCGUACCGGAGCUACAUUCACGCCUACGCGGCGCACAGCCUGAAGGACUGCUUCGAGGUGCAGAAGCUGGAUCUGCAGAAGGUCGCAAAGUCCUUCGGAUUCGACUCCCCGCCCAAGGUCGAGUUGGGGAUCAAGCACCGUGCGAAAACAACGAGCAAAACGGCGAAAAACGCGAGCGGCCACGCCUUCUCCGCGGAAAACCCCUACGGGAAAAGACAGGCCAGUGACAAACGCCAGUUCAUGCAUUGAUAAAAAACUGAAGAGGAAAAAUAGUGACUCACAUUUUGACUGCUCUUGAAGGAGGGAGGUAUAAUGAUAUUGCGCAUAAUGUUGACCACGAUAGAGAACAAUUCACAACGUCGUGAAAUGAAGUACGAG